UAAACCUGCUGCUACUCACGACUGACCGCCGUCCCCAUUAUUUCCGUUGCCUGCGCUAACCUUCGUAUCUAGAGACGAUAUUGCUUCUUGCCGUUCCAUCCUGAUGCGACCGUUCCAAGUUCCUUUCCAGUCUGAUGCGGCUGUUCCAAGUUUCUUCUCCGUUUCUUCCCAUCCAACGGGAAUUACUUCAUCGGCCUGUCGAUCAGAAACGAGAAUCAACUCGGCAAUAAGCUUUCCGGUGAUGUGCUUCAGAACAUUCCAAGGCGAUUCCGAACACGAGACUAGAAACGAUAGUCCAAUGCACCAUGUCCUGGCCCCCAGUCCUAGAACAAAUAAUGCGCCAGCCUUUCGAUCUAGAAACAACCCUAGUUCUGCCUCGUGAUCUCGUAUUGGAGGAUGCCUGAUGGAGGACGCCCGUCUUCGC
Molecule: messenger RNA, 424 nt
Organism: Mytilinidion resinicola
Lineage: Eukaryota; Fungi; Ascomycota; Dothideomycetes; Mytilinidiales; Mytilinidiaceae
Exons: 2
Coding region: 104-382 (92 amino acids)
Source: RefSeq, a predicted model, not a curated record